CUCUCUCUCUCUCUCUCUCUCUCUUCCCACUCUCUCCUGCAUAGCUAAGCUAUAGUAGCUAACAGUAGCAGCAGCUGUAUUCUUCUGGUUCUUGCUCUUGUUCUUCUUCUUCUUCUCCACCUGCGAUUGAUUCGGCCUCUGAAAAUCGAUCAUGGAAUUCGGGUUCGGCGGCGGCGAGGUCAUCACGCAGGGCGGGUCGUCGUCGCCGGCGGGAUGGAUUCCGGUGAGCUCGUCGUCGUCGUCUAGAAUCGGAGCAUCUGUCGCCUGUCUCUUGGCUGAGCUCUAGUGGUGUCCUGCCUGUUGCUGCUGCUUCUUCUUCUUCCUUCUCCUAGGUGUUCUUCACUUCUUCUCCGUUGCUGAGUUCUGCCAAGAAACCAACCAAUUUUGACAGCAUGUGCCAUGGAAGUAGCUAAUCUUCAGUGACACGAAGAAUGGAUCCCCAGAUUUUUGUCAGACUUUCAGUUGGACAGCUUGGUCUGAAACUCCCCGGUGCGAAUGCGAGGAAGGCGGCCCGGAGCUUCCACUGCGAGAUCCGGCUCCGAGGAUUCCCUGUCCAGAUAGCUCCUGUCCCUCUGAUCAAUUAUUCAGAGUUCAACCUUGAUCCACACACCAAUGCCGCCGUCUUCUCCCUCGACGAAUCUGAACUGAAGGCGCUGUCGGCACCGGGGUGUUUCGGAGCUCAUGGGUCUUACCUCGAGGUCGCGGUGUACGUUGGCCGGCGUGGCGGGCAUUGUGGCAUUGUCACCGGGAUGAAGAGGCUGGUUGGGGUGGUCAGGAUGGACAUUGGGCCUGAGUGGCGCGACGGCAAGCCGGUGAUGCUUCACCAUGGCUGGGUUGGCAUUGGCAACGGUGAGGCCAAGCCGGAGCUGCACUUGAGGGUGAAGAUGGAGGCUGAUCCCCGGUACAUCUUUGAGUUCGACGACGAGGUCGCGCUGAAUCCGCAGGUUGUCCAGCUCCAUGGCCGCAACCGGCAGCCCAUCUUCAGCUGCAAGUUCAUCCGCGACAGACGUGGAUCACAUUCGGAUCAGCUGUACUGGUCGAGCUCCGGCGGCGAGGAGAAGGAGGCGGAGAUGAUGAGGAGGAGGGAGAGGAAGGGGUGGAAGGUGGUGAUCCAUGACCUGUCCGGCUCCGCCGUCGCCGCGGCGUUCAUGGCGACGCCGUUCGUGGCGGCGAGCGGCUGCGACACGGUGGCGCGGUCCAACCCUGGCGCGUGGCUGAUCGCGCGCGCCGGCGCGACGGCGCCGGGGUCGACGUCGUCGUCGGCGGCGGUGGAGAGCUGGCAGCCGUGGGGGCGGCUGGAGGCGUGGCGGGAUCAGGGCGGCGCGGCGAGGCAGGACACGGUGUGCCUCCGGCUGCGGCUCCUCCCCGACGGCCAGGACGCGUGCAUGCUGGUGGCCGAGACGCCGCUCCGCAGCGACAGGGGCGGGGAGUUCGCCAUCGACAUGGACAGGCAGGCGCCGGCGCUGGCCGCCGGGGCGGAGCACUGCGCGGCGAGCCUGGGCGAGGCGUGCGCCGGCGGCGGGUUCGUGAUGAGCUGCCGCGUGGAGGGGGAGUCCCGGAGCAGCAGGCCGCUCGUGCAGCUCGCCAUGCGCCACGUCACGUGCAUGGAGGACGCCGCCAUGUUCGUGGCGCUCGCCGCCGCCGUCGACCUCAGCGUCAAGGCGUGCCGGCCGUUCCGGAGGAAGACGACGGCGACCAAGAAGACGGCCUCUGCCUCAUCGUCCCCUGAUCCCCUCGAGCUCGACACGUAGCCGAUGCAUCCAUGUCCUACUAGUCUUCGUCGUCGUCUUCUUCCUCGCACAGCUGGCGAAGCACCGAUGGAUCGAGCACCCAUGGCGGCCAUCAAAAUCCUUCUGUAAAUUCACUUUGAAAGAAUUGGACACUCCCUUUUCCGUUCGUUCAAACUUUGUUGUAUGAAUUUUGUAGAGUUCACUAAAAUCCAACCCUGAAUCUGCGCCUCAUUCGAGCAAUUUUGAGAAAUUCCAAGUCGCUUCCA
This is a messenger RNA of Oryza sativa Japonica Group (Japanese rice), 1996 nucleotides long. RefSeq lists its product as uncharacterized. NCBI's taxonomy places the organism in Eukaryota, Viridiplantae, Streptophyta, Magnoliopsida, Poales, Poaceae. The record is from RefSeq and is a predicted model, not a curated record.